Salvia hispanica is the source of this 531-nucleotide messenger RNA. RefSeq lists its product as uncharacterized. The record is from RefSeq and is a predicted model, not a curated record. NCBI's taxonomy places the organism in Eukaryota, Viridiplantae, Streptophyta, Magnoliopsida, Lamiales, Lamiaceae.
AUGGAGGCGCGCGACGAGUACUUCCAGCAGCACCAAGAUGCGGCCCACAGAAGUGGUCUAUCCCCGCUCAUGAAGUGCACGGUUACACUUCGUCAGUUGGCAUACGACACCACGACGGACAUGUUUGAUGAGUAUCUUCAUGUCGGGGAUACCACUGGCAGGGAGUGUCUGGUAAAAUUUUGUGAGGGCGUGAUUGACGCCUUCGGCGCCACAUAUUUGUGCAAGCCGAAUGCCGAAGAUUGCCAAUACCUAAUGAGGAUGCACGAUAGGGUGCAUGGCUUUUCUGGAAUGUUAGGGAGCAUUGAUUGUAUGCAUUGGGAGUGGAAGAAUUGUCCGACAGCGUGGGAAGGCCAAUUCAGCAGUGGGUAUAAGGGUACCUACUCGACGAUGGUACUUGAAGCCAUCGUUGACCACCAUCUUUGGAUCCGACAUGCUCACUUUGGCGUGGCGGGGUCAAACAACGACAUCAACGUGCUGAACUCGUCGAGUCUCUUCACCGAGCAAUGCAAUGACAACGGUCCGGUUAUCUAG